Phyllostomus discolor (pale spear-nosed bat) is the source of this 3472-nucleotide messenger RNA. It is a transcript of the gene ITGB5, whose product is annotated as integrin subunit beta 5. The transcript has 15 exons. The record is from RefSeq and is a predicted model, not a curated record. Lineage: Eukaryota; Metazoa; Chordata; Mammalia; Chiroptera; Phyllostomidae. Gene Ontology annotation, biological process: integrin-mediated signaling pathway; cell adhesion mediated by integrin; cell-matrix adhesion. Gene Ontology annotation, cellular component: integrin complex; focal adhesion; cell surface. Gene Ontology annotation, molecular function: integrin binding. The coding region runs from base 399 to 2801 and encodes 800 amino acids.
GCGGAGGCGAAGGGCAGAGAGUGCCGGCGCACUGGGGAGCCUCCGCGCGAGGCGCGUCCCGAGCCCAAGUUGCAGUCGCAGCGCCGAGCCAGCCCCUCCCCUGCCCGGAGCCGCCCGCUGGGGCCGCCCUGAGAGGCGACACCCCGUACGUCCAGGCGGGUGAGCCACGGCUAAGGCAGACCCAGGACUCCGCUUCCUGCACAGCGGGAGGGAUGGUGGCGGCGGGGCGCGGGCCAGUGCAGCCGCUAACGACUCCCACCCGGCCCCGACCACUGUGAGUCCGGGCUGCGCGCUGGGCAUGCGGCUGUGGCCCCGGGCCCUCGGACCCCGCGCACCAGCCGCAAACGCACGCCUCGGAGUCCGCAGCCCGCACCGCCGCUGAGGCGGGUGCCCCCACUAUGCCACGGGCUGGGGCGCCUCUGUACGCUUGCCUCCUCGGGCUCUGCGCCCUGGUGCCCAGGCUCCCAGGUCUCAACAGAUGCACUAGUGGAAGUGCCACCUCUUGUGAAGAAUGUCUGCUAAUCCACCCAAAAUGUGCCUGGUGUUCCAAAGAGAACUUCGGCAGCCUGCGGUCAGUCACCUCCCGGUGUGACUUGAGGGCAAACCUGGUCAGAAACGGCUGUGGAGAGGAGUUGGAGAGCCCAGCCAGCGUUACCCAGGUGCUGCGGAGCCUGCCUCUCAGCAGCAAGGGCUCAGGCCCUGCGGACUCAGACGUCAUUCAGAUGACGCCGCAGGAGAUCGCUGUGAGCCUGCGGCCCGGUGACAAGACUACCUUCCAGCUGCAGGUUCGGCAGGUGGAGGACUAUCCCGUGGACUUGUACUACCUGAUGGACCUCUCCCUGUCCAUGAAGGAUGACUUGGACAACAUACGCAGCCUGGGCACCAAGCUCGCUGAGGAGAUGAGGAAGCUCACCAGCAACUUCCGAUUGGGGUUUGGCUCUUUUGUGGACAAGAACAUCUCUCCUUUCUCCUACACGGCACCACGGUACCAGACCAACCCAUGCAUUGGCUACAAGUUGUUCCCAAACUGCGUCCCAUCCUUCGGGUUCCGCCACCUGCUGCCGCUCACAGACAGAGUCGACAGCUUCAACGAGGAAGUUCGGAAGCAGAGGGUGUCCCGGAACCGCGAUGCCCCCGAGGGGGGCUUUGACGCAGUGCUCCAGGCGGCUGUCUGCAAGGAGAAGAUUGGCUGGCGAAAGGAUGCCUUGCACUUGCUGGUCUUCACGACGGAUGACGUGCCCCACAUUGCACUCGACGGGAAACUGGGGGGCCUGGUGCAGCCGCACGAUGGCCAGUGCCACCUGAACGAGGCCAACGAGUACACUGCGUCCAGCCAGAUGGACUACCCAUCCCUUGCCUUGCUUGGAGAGAAGUUGGCAGAGAACAACAUCAACCUCAUCUUUGCAGUGACGAAAAACCAUUAUAUGCUCUACAAGAAUUUUACAGCCCUGAUACCUGGAACAACGGUGGAGAUUUUACACGGAGACUCCAAAAAUAUUAUUCAACUGAUCAUCAACGCAUACAACAGCAUUCGGUCCAAGGUGGAGCUGUCAGUCUGGGAUCAGCCCGAAGACCUUAACCUCUUCUUCACUGCCACCUGCCAGGAUGGUGUGUCCUACCCCAAUCAGAGGAAGUGUGAGGGCCUGAAGAUUGGGGACACGGCGUCCUUUGAGGUGUCGGUGGAGGCCCGGAGCUGUCCAGGCAAACACACGGAGCAGAUGUUCACCCUGCGGCCCGUGGGCUUCCGGGACAGCCUGGAGGUGAGGGUGACCUACAACUGCAAGUGUGGCUGCAGCGCGGGGCUGGAGCAGGAUAGCCCCAGAUGCAGCGGGAACGGGACUUACGUGUGCGGUCUGUGUGAGUGCAACCCCAGCUACCUGGGCACCAGGUGUGAGUGCCAGGAAGGGGAGAACCAGAGCGGGUACCAGAACCUGUGCCGGGAAGCGGAGGGCAAGCCCCUGUGCAGCGGGCGCGGGGAGUGCAGCUGCAGCCAGUGCUCCUGCUUCGAGAGCGAGUUUGGGAAGAUCUACGGGCCUUUCUGCGAGUGCGACAACUUCUCCUGCGCCAGGAACAAAGGAGUCCUCUGCUCAGGGCACGGUGAAUGUCACUGUGGAGAAUGCAAGUGCCACGCAGGCUACAUCGGGGACAACUGUAACUGCUCCACAGACAUCAGCACGUGCCGGGGCAAGGAUGGCCAGGUCUGCAGUGACCGUGGGCGCUGCGUCUGCGGGCAGUGCCAGUGCACAGAGCCAGGAGCCUUUGGGGAAAUGUGUGAGAAGUGCCCGACCUGCCCGGAUGCUUGCAGCACCAAGAGAGAUUGUGUCGAGUGCUUGUUACUUCACUCAAAGAGCCCGGCUGACAACCAGACCUGCCAAAACCUGUGCAAGGAUGAGGUGAUCACGUGGGUGGACACCAUCGUGAAAGACGACCAGGAAGCUGCGCUUUGUUUCUACAAAACUGCCAAGGACUGUGUCAUGCUCUUCACCUACACGGAGCUGCCCGGCGGGAAGUCCAACCUGACAGUCCUCAGGGAGCCAGAGUGCGGCACGGCCCCCAAUGCCAUGACCAUCCUGCUGGCGGUGGUCGGCAGCAUCCUUCUGAUCGGGAUGGCACUCCUGGCCAUCUGGAAGCUGCUUGUCACCAUCCACGACCGCAGGGAGUUUGCCAAGUUCCAGAGUGAGCGAUCCAGGGCCCGCUAUGAAAUGGCUUCAAACCCUCUGUACAGAAAGCCCAUCUCCACACACACAGUGGAUUUCACCUUCAACAAAUUUAACAAAUCCUACAAUGGCACAGUGGACUGACGGUUCCUUCUCCUUCAAGGGCUCGGAGGGGGCAGAUGAUGAUGUCAGAGACUGACACGCUUUGGACAGCUGCUGGACUCAACCACGGCUCCCUAGAUAGACAAGCGCAGGGACCUUGCCGUGAGCCUGGGGGAGGAGCCAGCCCUCGCUUGCGCAGGAAGGCACCAGCCACGCCACCUGGCUGCUGGGGUGGAGCCAUGCUCAGCAGCCACACCUCUGAGCCUGGGAAAGGCCAGGGGAGCCUGGCGCUCUUGGUCCCCCCUACCCCACGCCACGUUCACCCUGUCCUGUCCAUGAACUGCUGAGAUGCUGCGCUGCCUUGCCCUUCGGGGGCCGGGCCUCCAGUCUGGCCAGAGGAGGCGGCUCCUGGGAGCGCCAGCGCAUAAAGUCGACGCAUGGUCUGGCUUUUUUCAUGUUUGGUCGUUUCUCUACGAAAUAAACAGAUCAUGCAUUCACAGUGCAGUUCUGGUUCCUGAGGGCUGUCUGCCGGUGUCCGUGCCCUGCACGCGGGUGUUGGUGAUGGAAUUGCUGAGACGCCUGUUGGAGGCAGUUUGCAGAUGUCAGCGUCCCUCUUCUGUCCAUGUUUGUUUAGUACUUUUGUAAUGAAAAGGAAAGAGAUUGUUGGGGGUUGAAAGUAAAGAUUAAAACCAAAACACUUUGUGUUUGCCUGA